AUGAAAAGACUUGCUGAGUUAUCAGUUUCCAGCUGUGAACACCUCCUGCAGAACAAAGAGCUCAUCAGAUAUCUUGAGGAGAGCAAGUUUGAUGCCAUCCUUACAGAUCCUGUAGUGCCUUGCGGGUUGAUAGUGGCAGAGCAUCUUUCACUUCCCUCUGUGUUUUUCUUACGAGGAAUCCCAUGUGGUUUAGAUUUUGAAGCCACUCAGUGUCCCAGUCCUCCUUCUUAUGUCCCCAGGACAUUCACACAGCUUACCGACCACAUGACCUUUCUCCAGAGAGUGAAGAACCUACUCUAUGAUAUCCCAAGUUUUUUUCUCUGUGAUUUUGCCUUCCAACCAUAUGAGAAAUUGGCUUCUGAGUUCCUCCAUCGGGAUGUGACUGUGCUGGAUCUCUUACGCAAGGGUUCCAUUUGGCUCCUGAGGUUAGAGUUUGUUUUAGAGUAUCCCAGACCUUUAAUGCCCAACAUCAUUCCAAUUGGAGGAGUCCACUGUGCUCACAAGAAGCUGCCUCAGGUGGGUCAUGCUAUGUGCGUAAUCCAUGGUGUGAUUGAGUUGUGUGGUCUCCAGUGUGGUGCAUAUAAUUAUCAGCUUCCCAUCGGGGCUGACUUAGACAAGUGCUCAUAA
This is a messenger RNA of Acanthisitta chloris (rifleman), 627 nucleotides long. It is a transcript of the gene UGT1A1, whose product is annotated as UDP glucuronosyltransferase 1 family, polypeptide A1. Gene Ontology annotation, molecular function: UDP-glycosyltransferase activity. The coding region runs from base 1 to 627 and encodes 208 amino acids. The record is from RefSeq and is a predicted model, not a curated record. NCBI's taxonomy places the organism in Eukaryota, Metazoa, Chordata, Aves, Passeriformes, Acanthisittidae. The transcript has a single exon.